Clonostachys rhizophaga is the source of this 2424-nucleotide messenger RNA. The record is from the annotation of a GenBank genome assembly. Lineage: Eukaryota; Fungi; Ascomycota; Sordariomycetes; Hypocreales; Bionectriaceae.
AUGAAUCUGAUUAUCGGCGCCGUGCUGGCUGCGGCCCUCGCACAGGCAUCUUCGCUCACGCCGCCUGUACUACCACUGAUUGUCCGGAACCCGUACCUCAGCACAUGGCUUCCGCAUGCCCGUGAGGCACCAUGGUCUCACUGGCCGAUGUUCUGGGCUGGGCACCAUAUUGGAUUCUCAGUCAUGGUCUCCCUGCCGGACACCAACACUAUAUAUCCAUUACUAGGUCGACCUCAAGAUUCGCUACCAGAUUCUUCUCCCAACUUCACAGUGUCUGAGCCUUCUGACUAUGAGGUAUCUUUUGACGCUGUAACUACGAAUCUCACUUACACGCUCCAGGCCAAGGAACCGCUGGCCAAGUCUACCAAGGUGACAAUAUCCUUCCUGUCUCCAAUCACGCCCACAUCAACUCUACGCCAAUCCCUCCCAGCAGCCUACUUUACCAUAGAUAUUAAGGGUAAAGGACCAGUCAAAGUGUACACCGACGUGAACGGUGAGUGGGUGAGCGGCAACCGUGACAAUACUAUUAUCUGGGAGUUGAGUGAUCUGCCCUCGGCAAAAACCAAAUCACCUUCUACGAAAUCUUGGAAAGUUAGGCGCGAAACUGAGCAACACUUUACCGAGACGAGUGAUAAAGCAGAAUGGGGAACUUUGUACUUCACCGGCCCUAACAAUGCAUCCCAUGAAGCGGGAACGUCUGCUAUUCUGCGCAACAAGUUCGCCGUGCAUGGCGGUCUUUCGAACCAGACUGACAGCAACUUUCGCCGGAUUAUGGAAGAGGAACCCGUUUUCGCUUUUUCCCAUGUCCUCGAUUCUUCUUCCCCGUCCAUCACCUUCUCCUUGGGUUUGGUUCAAGACCCUGUAGUUCAGUUUGCUGCCGCUCGUGGUCUGACCAUGAUGCGCCCCUUAUGGACCGGUUCUAUUCCAGACGCAGAUGAUAUGAUCAGAUACCACUAUUCUGACUUUCCCACGGCAGCCUCGCUUGCCACGGCCUACUCAGAGCAACUUCGUCUCGAUGCAGAGAGCUUAGAUCUUGAAGGGUACGGGGAUAUUGCCGCCCUAUCUGCCCGACAGGUCCUCGGGGCCACCUACUUUUCCGGAACUCUGUCAGAUCCAAUCCUUUUCCUCAAAGAGAUCUCUUCAAACGGAAACUUUCAGACAGUGGACGUGAUCUUCCCCUCGUUUCCUUUCUUCCUAUACACGAAUCCUCAGUGGCUUAUAAACCUCCUGGAGCCACUUCUCGAGCACCAGCUCAGCGGCCAGUAUCCCAAUAAGUACAGCAUGCAUGACUUGGGAGCUCAUUUCCCCAAUGCAACGGGCCAUGCUGAUGGACAAGAUGAAUACAUGCCCGUUGAAGAAUGCGGCGACAUGCUCAUCAUGGGAUUGGCCGUUGUCAAUGCACUGAGGCAUGAAUCGAAGCAGACCUGGCUCAUUGGAUCUCACCAAAUGCCUGAGGCUGAUCAACAGGUUCUCUCACUGGAGUCCCCCCUUCGUGGCCUCACCAGGCAUGACUCAAUCGACACGGAAGGAUCUGAUCUGGAAGCAGUUUCAGGAGAUUCGGCUGCAAAAGCAUGGGUGAAGCGCGCCUACCCAAUGUGGAAGCAGUGGGCAGGUUACUUGAUCCGCGAGUCUCUGAUACCCCGAAAUCAGCUAUGCACUGAUGAUUUCGCUGGUUGGCUUGCGAAUCAGACCAACCUGGCUCUGAAGGGCAUCAUUGGCAUCAGGGCAAUGAGCGAACUUUCAGAUCUGGUCGGGGAAACGGAAGAUGCCAAGUACUACAAAAACAUCUCAGACGUAUACAUUGAGAAGUGGCAAGAGUACGGCUUGUCCCGAGACCGAACUCAUGCAAAGCUUGCUUAUACUUGGUAUGGGUCAUGGACGACCAUCUACAACCUGUUCGCAGAUGCGCUUCUAUGCUUCCAUUUGCCAUCCGGUCACGGCACAGGCAGCGAUGAUGCAGAGAGCAGGCAGAAGCAUUUCAUCCCCAAUGAUAUCUACAAGAAUCAGAGUAAAUGGUACCUUUCCGUCCUGCAACGGUACGGACUUCCACUCGACAGCAGGCACUUGUACACCAAGAGCGAUUGGGAGUUCUUUGCCGCGGCCAUCACCAGCACCAAGACUCGCAAGGCGCUAGUGGAGAGCAUCGCUCGAUGGGUGAAUGAGACCAUCACAGACCGGCCUUUCACAGACCUGUAUGACACCGAGGGAGAGGGUGACUUUUCCCCAGUCAGGUUCAUGGCUCGGCCUGUAGUUGGAGGCCAUUUCGCUCCCCUGGUCUUAAAGCAUGCGUGCAGGGGGCAAGCCUCCAAGGGCCUGGACUUUCUCGACGCAGAAGACGACCAGCUGGUUGACGUGGCCGCGGCGCUGGCAGCGGAUCUCGAGGAAGGUGUUCCGGUUUCAACGGAUUACGGAAUGGAGCUGUAA